This is a messenger RNA of Arvicola amphibius (Eurasian water vole), 2148 nucleotides long. It is a transcript of the gene Slco1c1, whose product is annotated as solute carrier organic anion transporter family member 1C1. The record is from RefSeq and is a predicted model, not a curated record. Gene Ontology annotation, molecular function: protein binding; bile acid transmembrane transporter activity. NCBI's taxonomy places the organism in Eukaryota, Metazoa, Chordata, Mammalia, Rodentia, Cricetidae. The transcript has 14 exons. The coding region runs from base 1 to 2148 and encodes 715 amino acids. Gene Ontology annotation, biological process: bile acid and bile salt transport; transmembrane transport; sodium-independent organic anion transport. Gene Ontology annotation, cellular component: membrane.
AUGGACACCUCAUCCAAGAAAAACGCCCAUUUGUUCCACAAAAACCCCUCGCGACCUGUGAGAAGGCAAUCCCUUAAAGCUGGGUGUCCAUCCCCAGAGGAAGCGCGACCAUGCUGUGGCAAACUCAAGGUGUUCCUGGGUGCCUUGUCUUUUGUCUACUUUGCCAAAGCAUUGACAGAAGGCUAUUUGAAGAGCACCAUCACUCAGAUAGAGAGAAGGUUCGAUAUCCCUUCCUCUCUGGUGGGAGUAAUUGAUGGUAGUUUUGAAAUCGGGAAUCUCCUGGUCAUCACAUUUGUUAGUUACUUUGGCUCCAAACUUCACAGACCAAAAAUCAUCGGAGCAGGCUGCCUGGUCAUGGGAGUCGGAACAAUGCUCACGGCGCUGCCACAGUUCUUCAUGGAGAAGUACAGCUAUGAGAAAUUUGAAAAGUAUUCUCCCUCUGCCAACCUCACUCCCAAUAUCUCUCCAUGCCACCUGGAGUCCAGCAGUCUGCCACCAAGCUUAGCCACAGGGAAAUCACCAAACAAAAUGAAUGACGAAUGCAAAGGUGAUGCCAGCUCCUCCAUGUGGGUUUAUGUCUUCCUGGGAAAUCUUCUGCGAGGAUUAGGGGAAACUCCCAUCCAACCCCUUGGCAUCGCCUAUCUCGAUGACUUUGCCAGUGAAGACAAUGCUGCUUUCUACAUUGGGUGUGUGCAGACAGUGGCAAUUAUAGGACCCAUUUUUGGCUUCCUCUUGGGUUCAUUAUGUGCCAAACUGUAUGUUGAUAUUGGCUUUGUGAAUCUAGACCACAUAACCAUCACUCCAAAGGAUCCCCAGUGGGUUGGGGCCUGGUGGCUUGGUUACCUAAUAGCAGGGCUCCUAAGUCUCCUUGCAGCUGUUCCCUUCUGGUGCUUACCCAAGACUCUACCAAGAUCCCAAAGUAUAGAGGACUCUGGAUCCUCAUCGGAGAAGUCCAAGUUCAUUAUAGAUGACUCUAUUAACUACCAAAUGGCCCCUGGAGAAGAAACAAAAAUCAUGGAAAUGGCAAGAAAUUUUCUUCCAUCCCUGAAGACUCUUAUUAGAAAUCCAGUAUACAUCUUAUACCUGUGUGCAAGCACUGUUCAGUUCAAUUCUCUAUUCGGUAUGGUGACAUAUAAACCAAAGUACAUUGAGCAGCAGUAUGGGCAAUCAUCCUCCAAGACCAACUUUGUCAUUGGGCUUAUCAACAUUCCUGCAGUGGCCCUUGGAAUAUUCUCUGGGGGAAUAGUUAUGAAAAAAUUCAGGCUGGGAGUGCUUGAAGCUACAAAACUCUACUUGGGAUCUUCUGUCUUCGGCUACCUCCUCUUCCUCUCUUUGUUUGCCCUGGGAUGUGAAAAUCCCGGCGUGGCUGGACUGACUGUGACCUAUCAAGGAACCAAACCUGUUUCUUAUCAUGAACGAGCUCUCUUUUCAGAUUGCAACUCAAGAUGUAAAUGUUCAGAGUCAAAAUGGGAGCCCAUGUGUGGGGACAAUGGGAUCACAUAUGUGUCAGCUUGUCUUGCUGGUUGUCAAUCCUCCAGUCAGAGUGGAAAGAACAUUAUGUUUUCUAACUGCACUUGUGUGGGACUUGCAGCCCCUAAGUCAGGAAACUGGUCAGGCAUGAUGGGCAGGUGUCAGAAAGAUAACGAAUGUCCCCAAAUGUUUCUGUAUUUCCUUGUGAUUUCAGUCAUCACGUCAUAUACCUUAUCUCUAGGUGGCAUACCUGGGUAUAUAUUACUCCUGAGGUGCAUUCAACCACAUCUUAAAUCUUUUGCUCUGGGUAUCUACACCUUAGCAGUGAGAGUUCUUGCAGGAAUCCCAGCUCCUGUGUAUUUUGGUGUUUUGAUUGACACUUCAUGCCUCAAAUGGGGAUUUAAGAAAUGUGGAAGCCAAGGCUCCUGCAGAUUGUACGAUUCUCAUGCUUUCAGACACAUAUACCUGGGACUAACCACCCUCCUUGGUACGGUGUCCAUUUUCCUAAGCAUGGCUGUGCUUUUUAUUUUAAAGAAAAAGUAUGUUUCAAAACACAGCCGCCCCAUAGCCACAAGAGGCAAAGCAGUGGCAUCUUCAAGCUUCAGGACGGAAGCACGUGCUGUGAGGGAUCGUGGGCAACAGCCCAAGUACUGGCCUGGCAAGGAGACACGACUUUAG